Molecule: messenger RNA, 1827 nt
Organism: Triticum turgidum subsp. durum (durum wheat)
Lineage: Eukaryota; Viridiplantae; Streptophyta; Magnoliopsida; Poales; Poaceae
Source: the annotation of a GenBank genome assembly
AUGACAGACAUAGCUAGUUCAUCAGCUCAAGCACAACAGCAGCAAGAACCACCAAUGGCCGAGGAACUCCUGAAGGCAGCCACAUGUGGUGAGACAGACACUAUGAGGAUGUUGAUUCCGGCUUUCAGUGACCCGGAAACCACGCCAGUAUUCAUGGCCUCAGAUCUUGGUGGAACAACUCCAGCGGGGAACACAUGCGUCCACAUAUCCUGCAUUCAUGGCCACAUUGUAUUCUGCAUGCUGGCGCUGCAAGUAGACCAGUCUCUCCUCUCAAAGGUUAAUCACGAGGGUGAGACACCACUUGUCAUUGCUGCGGCACACGGGCAUGCCAAUUUGGCUUCUCUUUUACUCAAACGCUGCAAUGACCUAGGACUGCAAGACACAAUCUUGUGUCAUGACAAAGAUAAAUCUAACGCACUGCACCACGCCAUCCGCAAUGGCUCCAUGGACCUUGCAAUACAGUUGUUAGAAGCGGCGCCUGCUCUGUCGCGCCAUGUAAACAUAUACCGUGAGUCACCCAUGUUCAUGGCUGUAAUGAGAGGUUUUAGAGAUAUUGCCUUGCAACUACUGGAAAUCUAUGAUUCUUCUCAUGCGGGCGGUUUUUGCCGCCAUGCUCUUCAUGCCGCAGCUAAAAAUGGGGAUCAAGUUAUUGCUGCACAAAUUAUGAAGAAACAUCCUCAACUAGCACGAAUAGCCGACUCAAACGAGGAUACUCCAAUAAGACUUGCCGUCUGUUACAACAAGGUUGGCGUGCUGCGGGAAUUUCUGCAACAUGAUAUUUCAUUAGGGUAUGAAGUAAACAACCAAGGUUUUACUCUCCUUACUAGUGCUGCAACUCGAGGUCAUGUUGGUGUUGCUCGAGAGCUUCUUAACCAUUGUCCAGAUGCUCCUUAUCGCCAUGUACACCAUCAAGAAUUGACAUGCCUUCAUUCAGCUGUACAAAAUGGCCAUACGAAGUUUAUUGAGUUUAUCCUCCAGACACCGCAACUUCAGCGUCUCGUUAAUAUGCAAGACAGCAGCGGAAGAACCGCUCUACAUUACGCAGUCGAGAGGUGCAAUCCCAGAACAGUUGCUGCUUUAUUGUCUUGCAAGGGUAUAGACACAACAAUAUUUGACACUCAUGGUGAAUCCGCUGCUUCCCUCUUGUCAGGCAUCACCAGUCACGAGAAGAAUUUGGACUGGAAGGAGGUGCAGGUGCUUAUGUUGAAAGCUGAUCCCAAAGAUGAUGACAUCCCUUCAGAUAAUCUUCACAAGGAGGUUAAGCAACAGGAAACUAUUGAAUCGAUAAAGGAGAGGAAGUCAACAACUCAAAGAUACACAACAAACACGUCAUUAGUGGCGAUCCUCCUUGCGACAAUCACCUUCACCGCUGCUUUCACUUUGCCUGGAGGAUACAACAGUGAUCCCGGUAGCGAGGGAAUUCCCAUCAUUUCUAAAAAGGCCGCAUUUCAAGCAUUCCUAAUCUUUGACACCUUAGCAAUGUGCUCUGCAUUUGUUGUCGCCGUCAUAUGCCUCAUGGGAAGAUGGGAGGAUGAUAGGUUCACAAGUUAUUACAUCACCGUUACUAAGAGGCUUACUUGGUUUGCGUACAUGGGAACACUUGCGGCUUUUGCAGCUGGUUUAUACACGGUGCUAUCUUCUCGUCGCCACUGGAUGGCCAUUGGGAUUUGCCUUUUGGUAGGUUUUUGCCCUUGUCUGACUUGGCUCAUAAGUAAAUGGCCUAUCUUGAAGCUCAAUUAUUGGUUGGGUAAACGUUGGUUCUCCAUGUUGUUUGGCGAUUACAGGGUGUGUCAACCUUCCAGCUCUGUUUUCCGUGACAUGGUCUGA